AUGCUUGCGCUACUCACUGUCUUCGAACAUCUAACCAAUGUUCGUCGUUUAUUAAAUCGUUUCCAUUUUCUUUAUACGUCGCCAGCGCAUUCAACUGUAUUAAUUUCGUCGGCGAAAGUUGUCGAACCGACGUCAACCGAUUCGAUUUCGACUACUACUGAUCCAGAACGUGAUAUUCUACUUGGACCUGUUCUGAAUAACAUUCUUUCAGAUGAUCAUUUAGCGGAUUUCGACGAAGAACUUCAUCAAGAUCUUCAACGACAAGAGAAUCUCGCUCGAGAGCUGGAUGCAUGUCUACUCGAAAUGCGUGAAAUCGAACGUGAUAUGUUCAAUUUAAAACAGCGACAAUGCCAUUUUUAUGAACGUUAUCUAGAUUUCAUCGAUAGAAAAGAUCAAUUAAUUGAUCAAUUCGUUGAUUAUUACGAUGAAUACUUGAGUUCCAAUUCCAGUCAAUCUCUGUGUCCAACAGCGAAACAACUACGAAAACGAAAGGCGAAAUAUGAGUUCAAUAUACCUGUAUCAAAUCGCUUCGAUUUAUUAAAGUAA
This is a messenger RNA of Adineta ricciae, 546 nucleotides long. Lineage: Eukaryota; Metazoa; Rotifera; Eurotatoria; Adinetida; Adinetidae. The record is from the annotation of a GenBank genome assembly.